Messenger RNA from Sorghum bicolor (sorghum), 2035 nucleotides. RefSeq names its product probable protein phosphatase 2C 43. The record is from RefSeq and is a predicted model, not a curated record. The coding region runs from base 470 to 1651 and encodes 393 amino acids. The transcript is spliced from 5 exons. Gene Ontology annotation, molecular function: protein serine/threonine phosphatase activity; cation binding. Gene Ontology annotation, biological process: protein dephosphorylation. NCBI's taxonomy places the organism in Eukaryota, Viridiplantae, Streptophyta, Magnoliopsida, Poales, Poaceae.
ACUAAUGCACACUCUGCGCAGCGUACGAGCGCCGCCAGCUGCCUCUCCCACAGCUUCAUCAAGAACAGCAGCCCGUUCCUUCCCACCUCCAGCCUCGCGAAUCGCGCGAUCCGACCAUCCGGUCGUCCGUCCGGUCCUCGAGGCGUCUCCGGUGGGUUUGGUAUGCCCGGAGAAUCCGGCGGUGCUUCUUCCUGCUACCAGCAGGGCGGGCGGCGCCUCUGGGGGCUUCUUGGUGGUGAUUGCCCUCCCGUUUCUCCCGUGCAAAUUGUGCUUGUUUAGGUGCGCCAAGACUGACAAGACAAGAGGAGGCAAUUUUGUUGCGUCUACCGUGGGAAUUGGGUGAUUCUUGGUGUGCAGUGGUAGGCAAGACAGGGAAGACAACCACAUCCUCGCGCACGGCGUGCUCGGGCCAUUUUGGAGUGGGGGAGGACGAAUAAUCACGGGAGCAAGCCCCGGAGGGAGAUGAAGGAUGUGGCCGUGGCUGGAGAGGAUUGCGUCCGCGUGCUGGGACCGGGUCCGGAGGUACGGGCUUACGAGGAAGGGUGAGGACGACGGCGGGGACGGCGGCGAGGGCGACGCCGGCGCCGUCGACGAGCUGCUGUGGUCGCGGGACCUCGCGCGGCACGCGGCGGGCGAGUUCUCCUUCGCCGUCGUGCAGGCCAACGACGUGCUGGAGGAUCAAAGCCAGGUGGAGACGGCCGCCGCCGCCACCUUCGUCGGCGUCUACGACGGCCACGGGGGCGCCGAGGCGUCCCGCUUCAUCUCUAACCACCUUUCUGCGCACAUCGUCCGUCUUGCACAGGAACAUGGAACCAUGUCUGAGGAUGUUGUUCGAAAGGCCUUUUCUGCUACAGAGGAAGGCUUCCUGUCACUUGUGCGCAGGACGCAUUUGAUAAAACCUGCUAUGGCUACUAUUGGAUCUUGCUGUCUGGUUGGUAUCAUAUGGAGAGGGACACUCUACCUGGCCAAUCUUGGUGAUUCUCGGGCGGUUGUGGGUUGUUUGAAUGGGUCAAACAGGAUUGUUGCUGAGCAGUUAACAAGAGACCAUAAUGCUAGCAUGGAAGAGAUUAGGCAGGAGCUUAGGACUCUUCAUCCUGAUGAUUCGCAAAUCGUUGUUCUUAAGAAUGGUGUUUGGCGCAUAAAAGGCAUCAUACAGGUUUCAAGGUCUAUAGGUGAUGCAUACUUGAAGAAGCGAGAAUUCGCUGCUGAUCCAUCCACAGCUCGUUUCCACCUCUCGGAACCUCUACGCCGGCCUGUUCUGACGUCAGAGCCAUCUGUAUGUUCAAGAGUUCUUAGUUCACAAGACCGUUUUUUGAUCUUUGCAUCGGAUGGAUUAUGGGAGCACCUCUCAAACCAGCAAGCUGUUGAAAUGGUCCACAAUAAUCCACGAGAAGGUAUUGCAAGGAGAUUAGUACAAGCAGCUCUAAAAGAAGCUGCAAGAAAGAGGGAAAUGAGGUAUGGUGAUAUUAAGAAGCUCGAUAAAGGAGUCCGGCGCUACAUCCACGAUGACAUAACAGUUGUUGUUGUCUUCGUCGAUCAUGAACUGCGAUCGGAAGAUUCCGCCUCAACCUCUGUUCCUGAACUCUCAGUUCGUGGGUUUAUUGAUGCAGGGGGGCGCUCCAGCUUUUCAGGGAUGAAUGACAUUACUUGAUACAGUAACCUUAUGUUGUCUAAAUACCUGUCAUUUUGAUGUAAACAUUAGAUCAAACUGUCCUUCUGUAGUUUUCUUAUUCUGUUGCUGCAUAGCACAUAGCACUACAACUUUGGUUCUAUUAACAUCUAGCGACAUCGGAAUCACGAUUCGUUUCGGCAAUGUCUGGCUAUGCUGUUUCUCGUUCUCCUGAAGAACAAGUUUCAGAUUGGUAAAGAUAUAUAGGAUAUUGCCAACUAAUAUUUUGGUGAGAUGCUGAUCAGCUGAAGCUGGGGCUUGCAGAUGAAUUUAUAUGGGAGGUAAAACACGACUAGCAUGUCUGUUUGUUUGCUCGCCCGUCAAUUUGUCACUGGGAUAAAUCCUUAUGUCUGUCUAGUCUUCAGA